AUGAUCUGUUAUGCUGCCCCUGUUUGGGCAGGCUGUUUAAGCCGUGUGCACAUCGAUCGAAAACUCCGUGGUGCACAGCGCAAAGCCCUCCUGCGCAUCUGCCGUGCCUAUUCCACCUCUUCCACGGCUGCCUUACAGAUCAUCUCUGGCAAACUUCCUAUAGACCUUGCCAUUCUACUGGCAUCCAAACGUUGGCACCUCCGUAAAGGUCAUAGCAUUUCACUAUCCAGCCAGUCUUUCUCGGUAUACGAGACCUUUUGCCACCCGAAGGAUCUACUUCCUCCUUUUAUGAGACCCCACAUACAUACGCACCCACUGGACAACGACCACUUUUCAAUAUUCACUGAUGGGUCUAAAACUGCAGACAAAGUCGGUAGUGCCUUUGUGGCCUAUCGCAAAGGAGUUGAAUUCUACAAUGCAUCCGGUCACCUUGCUGCAAACUGCUCUGUUUACCAGGCAGAACUUACAGCCAUCCUAUUAGCCAUCGACUGGUGCAAUGAAAACUACAGUGAUAACCGGAUAAACAUAUUUACAGAUUGUCAAUCUACGAUAGAGGCCAUCAACAAUCAUCUACCACGGAACCCGAUCGUGGUCAAGAUACAAACUAGUAUUGCACUCUCCACCAAUGUCUUUGCCAUCGCUUGGAUUAGAGGUCACACUGGACUGCAAGGUAAUGAAAGAGCAGACUAUCUGGCAAGGGAGGCUGCCAGCCUAAACAGUGGCAGCAGUCUCUAUUCCUACAUUCCUGUCACCUACAUCAAGUAUCUCCUCAAAAAUGAAGCUAUGAACACCUGGCAAACAAGAUGGAACAACACUGAAACGGGAAGGAUAACCAAAAGUUUCAUCCCAAGUGUUUCUCACAAUAACCGGACCAUUCUCCACCGUGAUACUAGCCUUGUCACCCAGUUCCUAACUGGCCAUGGAAAGUUUAAUAGCUACCUGGUGAGAUUCAAUAAAUCAAACUGUGACCAUUGCCAACUAUGUGGUGUGCCGGACGGGGUGGAACACUACGUCUUCCACUGUCCCAUGCUGGAGGAUGCACGUGUACCCAUUCGCAUGCUUCUUCCUACUGAUAAAUCCUGGCCUUGUCAACAUAGCGACUUGUUGAUGAAUAACGAGCUGUUCAUGGCCUUUCUGAAGCUGAUAAAGAACUACUUCUGGCGAACUCCUGUCAACUGA
This is a messenger RNA of Centruroides sculpturatus (bark scorpion), 1179 nucleotides long. RefSeq lists its product as uncharacterized. The record is from RefSeq and is a predicted model, not a curated record. Gene Ontology annotation, biological process: DNA replication, removal of RNA primer. The coding region runs from base 1 to 1179 and encodes 392 amino acids. Gene Ontology annotation, molecular function: RNA-DNA hybrid ribonuclease activity; nucleic acid binding. NCBI's taxonomy places the organism in Eukaryota, Metazoa, Arthropoda, Arachnida, Scorpiones, Buthidae. The transcript has a single exon.